Linum tenue is the source of this 231-nucleotide messenger RNA. The record is from the annotation of a GenBank genome assembly. Lineage: Eukaryota; Viridiplantae; Streptophyta; Magnoliopsida; Malpighiales; Linaceae.
AUGCCAAUGGCACCUGAUCAUUUCGUGCUGGGGGGUCUGCUUGAUGCCUGCAGAAUCCAUGGGAACCUGGAGGCCGCAGAAAGAGCAGGAAAGCAACUUCUGGAGCUUGAUCCGGAUAAUGAAGGGAUCUAUAUACUUUUGUCGAACAUAUACAAGUCGAUGAAGAAGUGGGAUGAUGCUAAGAGGAUCAGGAAACUGAUGGUGAAAAGAGGGAUGAAGAAGGCCUCAUGA